Molecule: messenger RNA, 1679 nt
Organism: Caenorhabditis elegans
Lineage: Eukaryota; Metazoa; Nematoda; Chromadorea; Rhabditida; Rhabditidae
Gene: glf-1
Product: Amine oxidase domain-containing protein
Exons: 7
Coding region: 2-1432 (476 amino acids)
Molecular function (GO): oxidoreductase activity
Source: RefSeq, marked reviewed
AAUGAAGAUCGUUUGCAUUGGUGCUGCACCAACGGCUCUCGGAGCUGCCUACCGGCUCAAUGAGCUCAAAAACGAGGGAAACGAGGCUGCUCAAAACGCUGAAAUUGUUCUUCUUGAACAGGAGGCCAUUGCUGGAGGACUCUCCUGCACUGUAACCGAUGAGAAAGGUUUCCUCUGGGAUAUGGGAGGUCAUAUCACUUUCAAUCACAACUACCCAUACUACGAGAAGGCUACUCAAUGGGCUGUUGAUGACUGGAAUAAGUUGGCAAGAAACUGUAUGGUUGAUAUGAAUUAUUUGUAUGACAAGAAAGGAAUCCAUUUGGUACCAUAUCCAGCUCAAUUCGCUGUUCCAUUGUUCCCGGAUGAAGUUAAGAACCGUUGUCUUGCUGAUUUGAAGGAGAGAUAUGAGAAUCCACAAGACGGAACUACCCCAGACAACUUUGAAGAAUGGGUUCUCCAACACUUUGGACCAACAAUUCUUAACACUUUCUUCAAACCAUACACUAAGAAAGUAUGGACUGUUGAGCCAUUAAAAAUGUCUCCAAAUUGGGUUGGAUCUCGUGUUGCUAAGCUUCCACAGGAGAAGCUCGAGGAGCUUUGCUCAAUGGAUCAAGCAGAGUUGGCUAAUGCUGAUUUUGGAUGGGGACCAAAUUCCUAUUUCACUUUCCCAACUUAUGGAGGAACUGGAAAUGUUUGGAAUUCGAUGGCAAAGAAGUUGCCAAAUGAGUGGUUCAAGUUCAACAAUAAGGUCACCGGAGUCGAUCACAAGGAGAAGACCGUUGAGAUUCUUGAAAAGGGACAAACCGAGCCAACCAAGAUGUCAUAUGAUGUUCUUCUUAACACUGCUCCAAUUGAUCAACUUGUGAACAACACACAAAUCACUGCUCCAUUGGAUAUUGUUCAUAAUAAGGUGUUCAUUGUGGGAGUUGGACUCCGCAAGCCAAUGACCUCAUUCCUCGAGAAAUUCACAUGGCUCUACUUCCCAGAUCGUGAAGUUCCAUUCUUCCGUGUCACAAUUCUCAGCAGAUACGGAGAAGUGACUCCAGAUGGUGAUAAGUAUUGGUCUGUCAUGUGCGAGUGUGCUCGGCCAAUCGAUGAUCCGAUCACCGAGGAAGAGAUGGUCAAGAAGACACUUGAUGGACUUGUCAUCAAGGAUAUGAUCACUCGUGAGGCUAUUGAGUCGGUUUAUUCCAUUACUUUGCCAUAUGGAUACCCAAUUCCAACUCCAAAUCGUGACCGUGAGCUUGCCCGUGCUCACGGAGAGCUCGAACGUCAUCAAAUCUAUUCUCGUGGACGUUUCGGUGGAUGGAAGUAUGAGGCUUCAAACCAAGAUCAUUGUUUCAUUCAAGGAAAGGAAUUCAUUGAUCGAGUAAUUCUUGGAGAACCAGAGAAACUUUACAAAACCGGAGUUCCAACUAUUCCACGGGGAUAAGCUUGAUUAUGACUUUUUCGCUUUUAAUAAUUCAAUUAAUCCUAUUAUAUUUUUCAAUUUUUGUCUUAGAUUUCUCAAAAUUUGAUCGAUUCGACAGAGUUUCAUUGAAAUUAGCUUCUAUGAAUUUGUGCAAUACCAUUAUUUUUCGCAAUUUUUUUGAAGUGUAUUUGAAACGUAAUUUAUUUUUGGUAAUAAAAUUUUUUGUUGAUUUCAAAAAUUUUUGUUCAUAAUAAAAAGUAUUGCUUUU